Molecule: messenger RNA, 5361 nt
Organism: Echinococcus granulosus
Lineage: Eukaryota; Metazoa; Platyhelminthes; Cestoda; Cyclophyllidea; Taeniidae
Product: Trichoplein keratin filament-binding protein
Exons: 23
Coding region: 1-5361 (1786 amino acids)
Molecular function (GO): protein binding
Source: RefSeq, a predicted model, not a curated record
AUGAUGCCGAAUGUUCGAACUAAGAACAUUUACGAAGCUGUUAUGCAUCGGCAAAAGAUGGCUGAGGCCAAAAAACAAUGCGAACAGAUAGAAAAUAAAAGGUUCUUUCAGGAUUCUGAUGUUAGAGCACGCCAGGAGAAGCGGUGGACCUCCGAAACUUCCUUUAAUAAUAGCAUGAUGGCCUACCUACUACCUGAUAAGGAGACCGUUUUAAGUAAUUUGGAGGCCAGAAAAAGCAAACUUAGAUCUUUACUGCGGAAAGAGGCCGACUUUUAUGAGAAAGCUAUAAAUCAGUCACCAAGGACAAGGGACUGUGCGUACUCAUGCCUGAGGAACCAGAUUGAUGAAGUGCUGCAUAAAAAUGAAUGUACCGCAUCCGAAAAUGAACAAUUCUCCACUAAACGAUCACUUGUUACCAGUUUGCACAAUGGAAUGGCUGAGAAACUAGACUCAAUGAAUGGGCAAAGUGAAAAUGCGGUGCGUGAUUGGUACUUUGAAACCUGUAUUAAAAUGAGUGACGGUGAGGCUUCUGGCGCAGUCGAAUCAAAAACUGUGGUUUAUGACAGCCACAGAUCCGAUGGGCGUCAACGCGAUGUUGCAUUGCAACGGAAGCUGGAUGAACUGAAGCAGUUUGAAAGAGAAACUGAAGAAUUAGAAAGAAUAGAAAAGGAGGCUUUGGAGGAUCAAAAGCUUCUUCAAAGGCUAGCAACGGAGAGGCUGGAGACCGAUGAGACACGACGUCAGCGACGCUUCGAGAAGGUACUUCUGCGACAACACACUGCAGCACUGAUUCGACGUUCUCGUCAGGUGCAAACAGAAAUCACCACUGAUUUGGCCUGGAUUGAUCGCCUGCUCGCCUUUGAGGGUGAGGAGGAGGGGAAAGCGGAGGGGGAAGGGCCGAGAAGUCGUAUCAAUGUUGUUAAGGAAAUGCUUGAAGAAGAUUUACGCCAUGAAGCGCGACGGGAAAGGGAUAUGGACGACAUGCUAGCUUCUGAGGCAGCGGAAUUGGCGAAAAGGAGGGAGCAGAAGUGGAAAUGCCAGGAAGAGGCUCGUGAGAGACUUCUCAAUGACGUGCUCUCCAUGUGUCAAGACCGCGUCGACAGUCGCUUACAAGCCCUAAAACAGAUGAAAUUGGCACGAGCAGAGCGUCACGAGGCUCUGAAGCGUGAAAUCAACGCAGCCGAGUUGCAGUGGAAACCUCCAUUUCAGAUGGAGCAGAGCAAUGACAAGGACUGUGAUAAGUUAGUAAAAACCGAGGAGGCCAACAGCCGUAGCAGCCAUGCUGAAGCUGUCUUCGAGGAGACGCUGAGGAAGGAGGCCGAAAAACUAAACAUCUCCGUAGAUGAACUGAAGAAGAGCUCUGAAGACCAUAACAAGGCAUGCCAGCAAGACAGAAGGGUUGAGCUUAGCAUUCGGAAGGCCUGGACGCCUGAAAGAUGCAACAUCUGCAUUGGCGGUGAUGUUGCUGCUGCUGACGGCUGUGCUGCCGCAGAAACAGUGAAAGCGUCUGCUUUGGAGGCGCUCGAGGGUGCUUUCGCGCACCUGUUUCGCAUGCACAUACACACACACACAGGAUGCACGUCCGCACCAAGCCCGCAGGCCAUUGGCUCGUCCAUGCAGUGCGUGCGUGCAUGCAAGGGCGGCGGGCAGGCGGGCAUGUGGCGAGUGUCAGUCAUGCUCAUUGUUGAGCUUCGACACCUACCCCUCCCCUCUUCCGCCCCCUCCACAUGCACAGUUGUGGCGCACCAUUGUUCUAGACGCGGUCUUCGGAGUUUGCUGGUCACCUCCAACUGGAAUCACCACGAUGGCGAUGAGUACAACGUUAUUGAGUUUAAACUGGCGCGCAGCCAGGGCUUGGGCGGCGGUUGGAUGAUUGCGAUUGCAAACAAGUCACUCCCUCCUUUGGAAAGUGGCUUUCCUUGCUGGCUGGAGAAUGCACUAAAUUAUGCCCAAAAUUUGGUGGAGGUAUGCGUGCUGCGCUCACAAACUGUCAUAACCUGUCAUCAGCAGUUGGGGGAGGAGGGACUACUCCGAGACUUUCUCCCCACCCCUACUACCUCACAGGUGAAUGGUGAGGAUGUUCAGAAUUGCAGCCACGAGGAAGCUAUGGAAGUCUUUCAGCGAGCUCCCGACCCCGUCAUUGUAGUGGAGGUGAUGCGACGUCCCCAACCCUCAUCCACCACCUCUCCUUCCGUUUUCCCCACCCCACUGGUGGGCGGAGGCGGAGGGCUGUGUAGUAGCGGUAGUGGACCGGGCGGAGCCGGCGACUCCAAUAGCGAGUUGAGCAGUGUCCUCUCGACCCGACGCGGCGUCGGUGGUGGAGGAGGUGUUUGUAGCAGCAGCGGCGCCACACGUUCCGUUGCAGUUCAGACCGUCUUCAGCGCAGGCGAAAUGGCCGCAUCAUUGGCGAUUGCGGCGGCCUCAUUUGCCCAACAGGAGGCGCGGAUGGCUCUGCUCGGUGAAUCUGCUUCCUAUGGCAUGCCGGGAAAGUAUCCAGCAGACUACCUACUUGGCGUCUCUGGGGCUGGAGACGGAGUGGAGGAUGAAGAUGGCUUGGAGGAAGAAGACGAAGAGGAGGGAAAUGCCGAGGAUGUCGAUGAUGCUGUCUUCGGUGUUGAUGAGGUGGGAUGCCUGGACUACAUCCUCAAACAGUAUCCCUGUAGUACAAAUGGUGUCCUACCAUCCUUCUGUCACCCUUAUGUCUUCGCACAACCAAUCGAUUCUGUCUACGCAAAUUUUCCCGAAAAUCCCGCCUCCUCUUCCUUCGCUUCUGGCAACCUGCCUACCGGAGAAUAUGUUACCGAGAAAUGCUUUGAGGUGAUCCUGCAGAAACAAUCGGCCUCUGAUAAGUUCGGGCUAACCCUGUGCUAUCGGCCCAGUGAGGUUCAACAAAAUUUCACGGAGGUGUACAUCAGCGAGAUCGAGCCUGGAAGCAUAGCUUACCGGUCCGGUCAGAUCAUGUUGGGUGAUCGAGUGGUGAAGAUCGGAGAUCAGGAGAUCACCUCACGGGAGCAUGUGAUGGAUCUCUUCCAGGGCUGUGGACUCUGUGCCAGGAUCACCCUUAUGCGACAAUCCAUGUGGAAACAAUCGUUGGGUCGUCUACAGCUCGCCUACCCCACCCACCCCUAUCCCGACUCAACCCUCGAUAUUGGCAUCACCAAUGUUGCUUAUGCUCACUUACCGGAUCAGGAUUCUGGUAUGGGCAGAACAACGGAUGACAGUGUGAGGACUGAAGAGAGCUCUGAGCAGGCAAGUUUCUCCUUGAAUCCUUGGAUUUUCUCUCCUUGGAUGAUAAUUGGGUCCGAUCAUUCGUCUCAGGAGGCAGAAGAACACAAAGCGCUGUUGAUGAAUGCCUGGCCCCUCUUCGACCCCACCGUCAGCAAUGCUGGGAGCACUAACCAACCCCUUCCCCCUACCACUACCACUACGGUCGCCUCCAGCACUGCUGCUGCCGCCACCGGUACCGCCACGGGCCUAGCGCAGGCGGCAGCAGCGGCCUUUCUGACCUCUCCGACCAACACCCAUCUCCUCGAUAACGAGCUGAUUCAUUUGAGUCAGUUAAUGCAGUCGCUCGCUAUGCACUGUCACAAGUUAGCCUACGUCAAGAUGUGUGGCGGCUUGCAGCCUAAAGAAGGGUGCGCUGCUGUGGCGGCAGCGGAGGCGGAUGGACCGGAGUUAGGGGUCGGAUCGGUGCCGACAGCGGAAAGGGAGGGCUCAGGUGAUGGCGACAGGGGAACUGAGGAUACCUCGCCUAACAAAGCGCGCCAAACUCCAAGAAUGGGAUUGGGAGCCACCUCUUCAUCCCACAAGGCCUCUUCUGCUAACGGCAUUGUAAGGCCCAAAGGACCCACCGAUGCGUCAGCCUUCAGUGGAAGUGACUACUACGAGGCAGUUGUGAUGCCAAAGCAGCCAGAAAAUCCCUUAACACUCUCUCUAUCCCAUCACCAACCUCCGUCCACCCAUCUUUCCGCCCCCUUUGACCUUGACAUGACAGUGCCUCAGGCGAAAGGUCACGCCUCCAUGCCACCCACUAAUCCUUCCUCCAUCUGGUCGAUAGCAGAGACUGACAAGGAAACGGCAUUGGCUCAAACCCCGGCCCGAUUCAAUGUCGCGACGCCAUUCUUGCAUCGAGGAAGCAGAUCUGGUCUUGUUGGAUCAACUAACAGCUGUGAGAGGCAAGAAAGCAGCACGAGUCUGGGAGAGAUUGUCAGUACUAAACCACCUAUUCAACCGUCAACUGGAGGUAGCCUGAGCGGUAGCAAGCUCUCCUGUGUCUCUUCUAUCUCUGCCACCUCCUCUUCCGCCGCUGCCGCCUCCACCGCUCCCAACGCCCCCACUUCUCAUCCGCAGCGAGGAAUGACCACCACGUACGAGGGUCUGGCUACCAAUCCCGCCUACAUGAGUGCGGGCAUGUUUCUCCCACACGCCUUCCUGCACCACCACCAUCCCUACGAGUUUUACGAUCGAAACUUCAAAAAUGGCCUCCAACCACCUCCGCCCCCCCCAACACCACCGCCUCCUCUUCUGCUACCACCUGCACCUGCUGUUGCUGCUGCUGGGAUGAUGCCAAACAUACGAUAUUCCACACCACCGUGGCCUCAGGGUUGGAUGUACUCGGGGAAACUUGAAGCGAGUAGAGAUGCGUGCAAGGAUGACACAGCCUCCUCCAAUAUAUAUGAGACACCCUACGCGGCCGUGGACGUGGUGGGCGCCUCCAAGAUACCCGAUGAUGCUAACGACAACGGCGGCGUCUGCUUCACCUCCUACGGCGUCAUCAACGCCACCUGCGGCAACGGGGAUGGUGGUAGCCAUAUCAACCGAUAUGCCGGCCUUGGAGAGACACAGGCUCAAGUGCGGACGCAGAAUCGACCGCUGAUGGAGUGGGUGGUGAAGAAACGCACUGAUGGCACGCGAUAUAUCACUCGUCGACCGGUCAGAAAUCGUCCUAUCAAGGGACGUACUAGUCAUCAUCACGCGGAAGAGCGAACGAGUGGUAUGGCAGACGACGACGGUGGCGGGGAGAUGCGAAGCAAAGGCGCUGCGAUGGUGAGCAACCGACACCAUAGCAAAGGCGGCGGCUGUGAGCGCAGACGACAACAAGAGGGAUGCACGAGUUCCAAUUCUGCGGGGCGAGAGGGCGGUCGAGCGCCACGCGGCUCCAGUGGGCACCGACAUCGGGGGACACCGACGCAGCAGUCUCAACAACAUCGGCCUACUAGCAGCGGAGACGUCAGCCAUGGUUUCUACUCUGCCCCUACUCCUCCUCUCUGUGUCUCGGCAUUUCCUGAAAGAAUCAUGCCUCCGACAAACAUGCACAUCAGCGUUGGUGUGAACAACACCCCAAUAGCCAUGAUUGACUGA